Stegastes partitus (bicolor damselfish) is the source of this 1934-nucleotide messenger RNA. RefSeq lists its product as uncharacterized. The coding region runs from base 58 to 1209 and encodes 383 amino acids. NCBI's taxonomy places the organism in Eukaryota, Metazoa, Chordata, Actinopteri, Pomacentridae. The transcript is spliced from 11 exons. The record is from RefSeq and is a predicted model, not a curated record.
UACAGUCUCUGCAUGUAAUAUUAAUGCCAUAAGAGUUGGGGAUUACUUCAUUUCAAAAUGCGUAGAAGACCCGAAGCCCAGUCAUCAAGCAAUGAGCCUGCCAAUGCUAAUAAAAAGAAUCCGGAUCAAAGACCACAAAGCCAAGCUGAAGGCAAAGGCAGAGUGUCUUACAGCUCUGUGCUCAUCAACAUUGGAAAGUGUUUGCUUUUAAUCAUCAUCAUCCCUCCGUUCCUCAACUAUGCAUCACUGCAGAGAGAAGGACAGAUGCUCUUGCCCAAAGAUGGCCAGAUUGUUGAUGUUGGUUUGGGUCAAAAGAUGCACCUUUUGUGUAAAGGACGAGGAAGCCCCGUCGUCAUACUGGAUGCACCGACUGGAAUGUCCUCAGACAUUUGGUUUCAUGUCCAAGAGAGUGUUGCCACACUGACAAAGGUUUGCACCUAUGACAGAAUGGGAUUGGGAUUCAGCAAGCGAUUGAUGCAGAAUGAGACCACGGGAACAGAGAAAGUUUGGGGGAUGUCAACGACCGGACGGAUGGUGGAUGAUCUGUACCGGCUCCUGGAAGCUGCUGCGAUAGCCAAGCCCUUCAUCCUGGUGGGCUCCGAGCUCGGUGCGCUCAACGGCAGGUUCUAUAGCCACAUUCAUGAUGUGCAAGUGUCAGACCUGGUGCUGAUUGAUCCCAUCCCAGAGGGUGUUUUUGAAGAGGACCAGUGGAAGGAGUACUGGUAUGGUAAGCUGCUGCCAUCAUUCCAAGCCAGGCAGUUUUCAGCAGCUACAGGGCUGAGCCGCAUGCUGAUCAUCCUGGGGGCAAUCGAACCGACUAUAAAAGGCCAAAAUGUCUCAGAGGAGGUCAUCCAGCGCCAGAAAUACCUGCUAAGUAACCCUGCCCAUCAAAGCAGUGCUGUAGAUGAGCAUUUCUUUCUGAACGAGAGUGCAGCUCAAGUAAGGGAUAUCACCAAGUUUAAGCCCCUGUCCAGCAGGACAUCAGUGAGCGUGCUCACUGGGGACUCCUUUGACGAACAAUUGCCUGAACACCUAAACCAAAUGGUUGCAAAGCUUCAAAAGAGGUUUCUGAAGGAAUCCUACCCAUCAGCCAAUCACAUUCACAUAAAAGGAGCAGACCGGCGAAUGAUCUACAAGAAGCCAUCUGCCAUCAGCCAGCACCUGAGGAAGCUAGUCAACCAACGACAAGCCAGACAGCAGAGCGAGUGACCCGCGGCCAAUAUGCAACUACACCUCAGAUAUGGAAAGAGUAAUGGUUGAAUAUGUUUUAAAUAUUCAAUAAAACACUCAAGUUAUCUUUUUUUUUUUUUUUACCUUUCUCUGCAGCAAUCUGUAGAGAUUGUCUACAUGUCUGCUAAGGUUCAUCAAGAAGUCAAUUUCAGAACAUAUUUUUGCACAACUCUGCUUCAUUGGAAGCUUUUUAAUUGAAGAUAACUGGAGGGUAUUCAGUGUGAUGAAAUAUUUUCUGUCUUAGAUUCAUCUUAUCUUUUAAGUUGUUAUUUCAGGCUCUUCACCUGAUUGGCCAGUGCAAAAAAAUUAAUACAUUAUUCCUUAUCAAUGUAAAGGUCACACACAUCACUGCUCAACCCAAUACUUUUUAUCUCAUUUAGUUCUGUCUUAAUAUUCUUCCAUGUUGUAGCCACAAGGAAUUCAGUUCUUCUUGAUGGGUUGCACGAGCUCCAGUUGUUACUUACAUACAGUUGAGCUACAUCACAACCAGACCUAGACUUCUUUUUUAUGACUUUUGGAAUUUACAGACAGACCUUUUUGAAAAUAAACCUUUAUGUCGUUUUGAGUCUAUUUGUAACAACACUUUUCUCACUCAGUUCAUCAGUUUUAUGUAGUAGUGUGAAAGAAAGACCAGACAGCAUUGGUUUAUCCUGAGGAUUUAAGUUUAAUUAUGACACCACAUCAAAAUAAAAAUUUCCAACAGA